GCCCAGUCCUACCAAGGAUGAUAGCUGCGCACGGUUGGGGCCAUCAUAAUAGGCAGAUGAGUAACGCAAGAUUUCACCUACACUUCGUCUCUCCCUCGUAUCCGGUACAUUUGUCGUCAUCACUGGAUCUUUCAACAUGCCCAUCAUAGUACCCACCAUUCCGCCCGGUGGAAAGAGCCCCGAAUGGAACUUGUCCGACUACUCUCACAGUGAUGUCUUCACUGUAUAUCACACAACACCAUUUUCGACUCUAGAAUACGAAGUUCCUUCCUUGACGACGGCCUUCACUGCUCCAACGGGCUGUGCGGAGCGAUGGCUGGUGCGGGGGAAGCCAUGGGGACCAGCGACAUUUGACGGAACGAAAAUCAACACGGUUUGGGACAUUUACAGAGGAGGAUCUCUUAACCAGGAGGUUCCAGACCCAUGGUAUGAUGCAUGUCAACCAUACGCUCAAGCAUCAGCGAUAUACAGUCCGGGGAUGUGUCCGGAUGGGCAGACGGUUGCCGAAAUAACAGAACACCAAACCAAAGUAUCCACGGGUAUUGACAGCUACUGGCAGGCGAGUUGCUGUCCAAGCGGGAUGGGAUUCGGCAAGGUAAAGCACGCCCGCUGCCAGAAGACAUACGCCACCAGUACAAUGGCCUACUACCCGAUAACCUCUGAGGUUUCCGGCAAGAGCGGCUCAUCCUCUACUUUCUACGAAACCACAAUUACCAAGACUGUCGGCUCCCAGAACGAUAAACCCGUCAUCGAAACUUCCACCCAAACCAGCGUCACAGGACUCGCAGCCGGCUAUGCGAUCCAGGACCCUGUGGUCGUUGCGUGGCAGAAACAAGACCUCGACUUAUUCCCCAGAGACUACGCUUCGUCACUCGCCAGCCAAAUCAAGAUUCCGUACACAGCAACAGGCACGCAAGCAGCCCCAGCGCCAACAUCCGAUAUCCCAGGCCCAACGAACUCCCCACCUUCUUCCUCGCAAACAGCUACUCCCUCCUCUUCCGAACUCAGCUUCCCAGCCAAAGUUGGUGUAAUCGUCGGUAGCGUCGCCGGCCUCCUCGUCCUCAGCACAGUCCUCAUCUGCAUCCUCCUCCGUCAACGUCAACGCCGCCGUCAAGACCAACAACAUCACGACGCCACAUCAAGAACAGCUCCAUACCCCUCCUACUCUCCUUACGACGAUAACCGUGACACAACUGAUACCACCUCCGCUGGCUUUCUAUCAAAAUGGUGGCGCACCCGCGGCACAGACGGUAAUGGUGCAGGGAUCCUCGGCGCCUCCCAUGCACGACGCCAGAUGCUGUCCUGCAGCACCGAGAGAUUGGAACUGGAAGCUUCGUCUAAGAAACCUGCUGUAGAGCUCGAUAGUCCGGCGCCGAGUCCGGGGCUCGUGGGAGAGAAGGGAGGAGGAGCGAACGGACAUCAUGGUGGUGAUGCAGCGGCUGCGGCGUGGGCGCAUAGAGUCAGUGUGCAGGAAUUGAGCGGCGAGAGCGCUAAGCCUGCUUCGCCGCUUGGUGUCGAUGCGAGGAGAAGAUGAGACUUGUCGAAUAGAGAAAGCAUAAGAAGCGCUGUGGGAUAAUGUUUCAUGUUUACGGGAUGCAUUGGACUUGUUUGGAUUUUUUUUUUGAUGUUUAUGUAGCUGGCUUUAUACCCUUUCCUUAAGACUUGAGCUCCGGUUUUAGUGUGAUAUGGCGAGAAAAUACAUAUAGAUCUCGCGAUAAUGAAAGAAGCACAUUAGAAUCUACUCACUGCAGUGAUUUUUCCCAAUGAAUGGUGUACCACCUGCCGAGUUAUCGAGCAGGAUCCUACGAAUUCACGAAAACAGUCACGAAGAACGAUAACCGCGCCUACAACGACAUGAUCCAUCUUCUCCACCAUGCAAUAAACGCCCACCCAUCCACCGACCACCACGUCAUCCAACCACACAUGCAGCUUUCUAUCCGAUCAAGCCUUUUUCAAACAAUACACGCGCGCCAUCGGGACGGAACGCAUACUCUCCCCCGGCGGCGUCCGAGUUCACACCACCCCCCUUCCUCCCUCGGGUCAUUGCGUUCCCGUUAGCACGCCUUAAACCUUCCGCUUGAACCUUCCCUCCCAUCAUGCCAACCCAAUUCUAUUUUCGGUAAAAAGUAAGCAAUAAUUUUAGCCCGUGCAGAUAGACAAUAUCAAAAACAAUUCUCCGGUCGGGCCGUGCGUCAGUCAGGCGUUCAUUUGUCCGUGUUCGCGCCGAACCCCCCGACGGGCUGCCUCAUCUCAACCCAGCGAGCCUCAGCUUUUUAUUGAACGCGCUCCCCCAGCGC
This is a messenger RNA of Periconia digitata, 2297 nucleotides long. Lineage: Eukaryota; Fungi; Ascomycota; Dothideomycetes; Pleosporales; Periconiaceae. The record is from the annotation of a GenBank genome assembly.